Molecule: messenger RNA, 1413 nt
Organism: Penicillium odoratum
Lineage: Eukaryota; Fungi; Ascomycota; Eurotiomycetes; Eurotiales; Aspergillaceae
Product: acetylornithine transaminase
Exons: 3
Coding region: 1-1413 (470 amino acids)
Biological process (GO): arginine metabolic process
Cellular component (GO): mitochondrial matrix
Molecular function (GO): pyridoxal phosphate binding; transaminase activity; identical protein binding
Source: RefSeq, a predicted model, not a curated record
AUGUCUGCUAUUCGUGUGGCCGCGCGCCGCCUGCCUCGUGCAACCAGACUUCCUUCCAUUGAGUCACCGAUCCGACGAUUCGCCAGCUCAAAUGCCCCUCAGGCAAAGAAGGAGUCAGCCUUGCCUAACCCUGACCCCUCACCCGAUUCGGUCACAUCGUCCUUCAUUAAGGAACGGGCUCCGUUCAUGCUGCCGACCUAUGUUCGCCCCGCCCCCAUGAUGAUGAAGGGCCAGGGCUGCUACCUGUGGGACAUGGAGAACCGUCGCUAUUUGGAUUUGACUGCUGGAAUUGCAGUAAACUCACUUGGUCAUUGCGACCCGGAGAUCUCCCAGAUUAUUGCGGAGCAGGCCGAGACUCUCAUCCAUGCCUCAAACCUUUACCACAACCCCUGGACCGGUGCUCUGAGUCAAUUGUUGAUCAACCUGACCCGUGAGUCAGGUGCGAUGCGCGAUGCCUCGCAGGUCUUCAUUUGCAACUCGGGAACCGAGGCCAACGAGGCCGCCAUCAAGUUCGCCCGCAAGGUCGGCCGCACUAUCGAUCCCUCCGGUGACAAGCACGAGUUCGUCUCGUUCCACAACUCCUUCCACGGCCGCACAAUGGGUGCUCUGUCUGCCACUCCCAACCCUAAAUACCAGACUCCCUUCUCUCCCAUGCUCCCGGGUUUCAAGUACGGCAACUACAACGACAUCGAGCAACUGCAGACUCUUAUCACUGAUAAGACCUGUGGUGUGAUCGUCGAGCCCAUCCAGGGUGAGGGUGGCGUUAAUGUGGCCACUCCCGAGUUCCUGGUGGCUCUGCGCAAGCGUUGCGACGAGGUCGGAGCUGUCCUGAUCUUUGAUGAGAUCCAGUGCGGACUUUCCCGUACCGGUAGCCUCUGGGCUCACGCCCACCCUUCGCUGGCCCCCACCUCAGGCGAAGCUGCUCACCCUGAUAUCCUCACCUCCGCUAAGGCCCUCGGUAACGGUAUCCCUAUCGGUGCGACUAUUGUCUCUGGCAAGACUGUCGCCUCGCACAUCAAGACCGGUGACCACGGUACCACUUUUGGUGGUAACCCUCUGGCCUGCCGUGUUGCCUAUCACAUUCUCGCGCGUCUCGCUGAUCCCGAGCUCCAGGCCGGUGUCCAGGAGAAGUCGGAUUUGUUUGUUGCUGGCUUCAAGGCUCUCCAGGAGAAGUACCCCGAUGCUAUCUCGGAGAUUCGUGGCCGCGGUCUGAUCCUGGGUCUGCAACUAUCCCCAUCCGUUGGUGCCAAGGCCGGUGAUAUCAUUACUGCUGCCCGUGAGCGCGGCAUGUUGAUUAUCACUGCUGGAGAUGGCUGCCUCCGCUUUGUUCCUGCUUUGAACAUCACUGCUGACCAGAUCAAGUCUGGUUUGAACAUUCUGGAGCAGUCAUUGGAGGCCGUCAUCAAGUCCUAA